CCACGUGACUCCGUUUAUUGAAAAAAGAUCCCUCUUGUGAUCGUGGUAACAACGCGCCUUUAUAAGCGACGAUUCAUUUGCUGGUAUCUGUAUCCAGCACUUUCAUCAACAACCGCCAUCAGGAGCCAUCAGGCCACCCUCAAUCUUCUUCCCCCAACUCCAAGCUACUCCAAGCCUCUCUAUAAGCGUAUACUCAAACACAAUGUCUGGCCGUGGAAAAGGUGGAAAGGGUCUCGGAAAGGGCGGAGCUAAGCGUCACCGUAAGAUUCUUCGUGAUAACAUCCAAGGUAUCACAAAACCCGCUAUCCGUCGUCUCGCCCGUCGUGGUGGUGUGAAGCGUAUCUCCGGUCUCAUCUACGAAGAAACCCGUGGUGUGCUCAAGAUCUUCUUGGAGAACGUCAUUCGUGAUUCUGUCACCUACACUGAACACGCUAAACGUAAAACCGUUACUGCGCUCGACGUUGUGUAUGCCUUGAAGCGUUCAGGUCGUACGCUUUAUGGAUUCGGUGCUUAAUCGCCGUAGGUGGUUUUGUGAGUCAUUUUUGGAGGACUUCGUCGUCGUUGUCGUUGGGUGUUUUUCUGAACUUGUUUCUGCCAGAUGGUUUGGUCAUCAUGUCUAUUUUAUUAUUAUUUCGUUUGUUUUGUACUACUAUGUAGAACUGUAUGAAUCCAUGCAUAAUUAUGUUCA
This is a messenger RNA of Lentinula edodes (shiitake mushroom), 688 nucleotides long. Its product is annotated as histone-fold-containing protein. Lineage: Eukaryota; Fungi; Basidiomycota; Agaricomycetes; Agaricales; Omphalotaceae. Gene Ontology annotation, molecular function: protein heterodimerization activity; DNA binding; structural constituent of chromatin. Gene Ontology annotation, cellular component: nucleosome. The record is from RefSeq and is a predicted model, not a curated record. Bases 203 to 514 code for a protein of 103 amino acids. Gene Ontology annotation, biological process: nucleosome assembly. The transcript has 4 exons.